Ailuropoda melanoleuca (giant panda) is the source of this 7142-nucleotide messenger RNA. It is a transcript of the gene TRIOBP, whose product is annotated as TRIO and F-actin binding protein. The transcript is spliced from 21 exons. Gene Ontology annotation, cellular component: actin cytoskeleton. The record is from RefSeq and is a predicted model, not a curated record. The coding region runs from base 48 to 6422 and encodes 2124 amino acids. Gene Ontology annotation, molecular function: actin filament binding. Gene Ontology annotation, biological process: positive regulation of substrate adhesion-dependent cell spreading. NCBI's taxonomy places the organism in Eukaryota, Metazoa, Chordata, Mammalia, Carnivora, Ursidae.
GCCCCACCAUCGGAUCUCAGGAGCUACUUUGGCCAGACUCGACCAAUAUGGAGGAGGUGGCUGGGAAUGCCCCGUGCGAACACUUUGAGGCCAACGUGCUGGCCCAGAGCUGCUGUCAAAACUGCUUCCGCCCUGAGGAGGCCCACAGACCAAGGCACCAGGAGCCGCGGAGCCCUCCGAGUGCUGGGGUGCCUUACUGCGACCUGCCACGCCGCCCGCCUGCCUCUGAGGACCCUCCCCGUUCCUCGACCUCCGGCUGCCAGUUCGUGGUGCGCCCGGGCCUUGCGCCAGGACCCGAGAGGGGCCGGUCAGCAGGGUCCUCCGCAGAGGUCCCCACAGCCGCCCCUGGGAGCAGGAGCCAGGAACCGGAGACAGUGGCCUAUCUGGAGGGUCUGGCCUCCUCCCUGGGUGGCAGCUUUGACGAAGGCCUUGACUCUGGCACCAGCUCCAGCCCUGACUGCGGCACUCCUGAUGAUACCAGCGACUCGUCCUCCGUGGACUGGGACACUGUUGAAAGGCAGGAGGAGGCCCCCAGCGGGGACGAGCUCACCGUGAUGAUCCCGAGGAAACCCCAGGAAGGGCCACGAGCUGACAGUGCCCGAAGAGCCCCAUCUCUCCUCACCCGGCCCCCCGUGGGAGGGGAUACUGCAGGCCGGAGAAAGGAAGACACCUGCAGUGGGAGCCAAAGUGCCGGACAGCACUGGGCGAAGCUCCGGGGAGAAAGUGGGUACUUCUUGGAGCGGCACCGGUCGGCGCUAACCCAGGCCUCCUGUGCGACACCGCAGGGCGGACCUCGCAGUGCCACCCCCCAAGCUUCCUCUUUUCAUCGUUCUGCCCAGAGGGAUGUUGCCCAAACUGCUUACACACAGUUCAAUACCGCUCGAGCCUCCUCUCCCACACAAAUCGCCCCACGGGACAACCUGAGAACCUUGUCCACCCAACAGGACAUCCCCAGGACCUCUUUCACACAGCACAACACCCCCAGAGCAUCCUCUCCCUCAAGAAUUGCCCAACGGGAUAACCCCAGAACCUCCUCCGUCCAACGAAACAAUCCUCAAGUUUCCUCUUCCACCAGAGCCACCGGACAAGACAACUCUAGAACCUCUUCUAUCCAACAGGACAACCCUCAGACUUCUUUUCCCACUUGUACUCCCCAGAGGGACAACCCCAGAGGCUCCACUCCCAACAGAACCACCCAACGGGACAAGCCCAGAACAUCCUGUGCCCAGCGGGACAACCCCAGAGUCCCCUCUCCCAACAGAACCACCCAACGGGACAACCCCAGAGGCUCUGCUCCCAACAGAACCACCCAACGGGACAACCUCAGAGCAUCCUGUCCCCAGCAGGACAACCCCCGAGGCUUCUCUCCCAACAGAACCACCCAACGGGACAACCCCAGAUUAUCCUGUGCCCAGCGGGACAACCCCAGAGUCCCCUCUCCCAACAGAACCACCCAACGGGACAACCCCAGAGGGUCUUCUCCCAACAGAACCACCCAACGGGACAACCCCAGAUCAUCCUGUGGCCAGCGGGACAACCCCAGAGUCCCCUCUCCCAACAGAACCACCCAACGGGACAACCUCAGAGCAUCCUGUCCCCAGCAGGACAACACCAGAGUCCCCUCUCCCAACAGAACCACCCAACGGGACAACCUCAGAGCAUCCUGUCCCCAGCAGGACAACCCCAGAGGGUCCUCUCCCAACAGAACCACCCAACGGGACAACCCCAGAGCAUCCUGUCCCCAGCAGGACAACCCCAGAGGGUCCUCUCCCAACAGAACCACCCAACGGGACAAUCCCAGAUCAUCUUGUGCCCAGUGGGACAACCCCAGAGUCCCCUCUCCCAACAGAACCAGCCAGCGGGACAACCCCAGAGCUUCUUGUAUUCAACAAAAUACCCCCAGAACCUCUUCUACCCAACGGGACAACCCUAAGACCUCUUGUACGCAAUGGAAUAACCCUAGAACCUCUUAUACUCAACGAGACAACCCACAGUCUUCCGCUCAGCGGGACAACCCUGGAACUUCCUCCCCUCGAUGCUGCACACAACGGGACAAUCCUGGACCAUCAUCUCCCCAUCGCUCCACUCCACGGAACAAUCCCAGGAAUUCUUCUCCCCAUCGUACUAACAAAGACAUUCCCUGGGCCUCCUUUCCCCUCCGCCCAACCCAGAGUGAAGGCCCCCGCACCUCGUCCCCAUCUCGCUCCAAGCAAAGUGAGGUUCCCUGGGCCUCCAUUGCCCUUCGGCCAACCCAAGGGGACAGGCCUCCUCAGACCUCAUCUCCCACUAGGCUAACUCAGCGCAACCCACCUCUGUCCUCCUCUGGAUCUACCCAGCACAACUCACUGUCUCGGGCCGCUUCUUCCUCCCAUAACCCGGGCCUGCACAGUGCCUCCCGGACUUCUUCACCUCUGUACCCUGCUACCCGCGGGGAACCCCAGACCUCUUCUGAGCCCUCCCAGCCUCCAUGUUCUGUGUGUAUUGGGCAUCGGGAUGCCCCUCGAGCUUCUUCACCUCCUCGCUAUUUGCAACACGACCCCUUCCCCUUCUUCCCAGACCCUCAUGCAUCUGAGAGUGAGCCUCCCCACCACAAUCCCCCCUAUAUACCUCCAGCCGUGUGCAUUGGACACCGGGAUGCCCCCCGGGCUUCUUCACCUCCUCGCUAUUUGCAACAUGACCCCUUCCCCUUCCUCCCAGACACAUCGGAUGCUGAGACCCAGUCCCCCCAGCAUGACCCUCCUCAGUUCCCCCCACCUGUGUGUAUUGGGUACCGUGACGCACCCCGGGCCUCCUCCCCGCCGCGGCAGCCCCCAGAGCCCUCCCUGUUAUUCCAGGAUCUUCCCAGGGCCAGCACUGAGAGCCUCGCCCCCUCCACAGACUCUCUGCAUGAGCCCCCCCACAUGCCCACCCCCGUGUGCAUUGGGCACCGGGAUGCACCCUCCUUCUCGUCCCCACCACGCCAGGCCCCCGAGCCCUCCCUCUUCUUUCAGGAUCCCCCAGGGACUAGUAUGGAGAGCCUGGCCCCCUCCACUGACUCUCUGCAUGGCUCUCCAAUGUUGCCCCCCCAAGUGUGCAUUGGGCACCGGGAUGCACCUCGAGCCUCCUCCCCACCCCGCCACCCCCCCAGUGACCUAGGUCUCCUGGCACCCUCACCUCCGCCAGGCAGCUCGGGGGGCUCCCGGAGCUCAGCCGCCCCUGGGGAGACCAGGCACAACUUGGAGAGGGAGGAGUACACCGUGCUGGCCAACCUGCCCCCGCCCAGGAGGCUGGCGCAGAGGGAGCCAGGGCCCCAGGGCAGCAACGGGGGCCGCACCCGCAGCCCUGGCCGCGCGGAGGUGGAGCGCCUCUUCGGGCAAGAGCGCAGGAAGUCCGAGGCACCGGGGGCCUUCCAGGCCCGGGACGAGGGGCGGUCGCAGCGGCCCAGCCAAGGUCAGAACCAACUUCUCCGAAGACAGUCCGGCCCUGCCCUCAGCAGGGAGGUAACCAAGCCCCUUGCGAAGCAGGCAGAAGCGGCCCGGCGGAGCCAAGCAGAGCCCCCUCAUCACAGGAGCCCCAAGAGGCGGCCUGAAGGGGACCGGCGGCUCCAGGGGUCCUCGCUGCCCCCAAGGACAUCAGCCAGGACCCCUGAGAGGGAGCGGCGGACAGAGAGACCACUGGAAAGUGGCCGGGUGGGCCCAAGACAGCCUCUGGGGGGGUGGCAGAGUCAGGAGGGGGCUCCGGGAACCCAGGGCCCUCGCGGACAUCUGGAGAGAGGGUACAGCAGCCGGCAGGAAGACCCAAGCCUGGGGAAGCCCAGCUGGGGGGUUGCCAGAGCCCCAGAGGGAACUUCGAGGGGCCCUAUCAGGGAGUCUGAGGAGAGCUGGGGGCAGCUGGGUGGCCCCACCGGCCACAGGGGGCAGGCAGAGGCCUGGGAGGAGCCCCCCAGUGAUGGGUUGCGGGAGUCCCCUGACAGGCCAGCUCAGCGAGGCUGGGGAAGCCUGCAGGAGCUUCCCUGUGCUCACCAGCCAAAGAGCCCCCCAGAGAACUCCAGGGUAGGCCCAGCAGAAUUCUUGAAAUCCCAGAGGCCUGAAACACCCACCGCCAGGAGCUGGGAGGCUGAGGGAACGUGUCCACACCUGCAUAGCCCUGAGAGGCGACCCGAGCUCGACUGGAGGGACCUCAUGGGCCUUCUCGGGGCACCCAGAGAGGGGGCCUGGGCCUGCACGGAGGAGUCGACGCUCACUUCCCACCUUCCCAGGUUGGACUGGGAAGGCCUCCUGGAGCUCCUGCAGGCCCAGCUGCCCCGCAGAGACCCAUCUGGACACUGGGGUACCCCGGCCCCGGCUUCAGGGCCAGAGGUGGGUUCCCCAGGCACAAUUGGUGCCCCGGAGUUUGAGCGACAGGGCCAGCCUACCAGCUGGGAGGAGUCCACCCCGGUCAAUGGACAGAGCCCUGGACAGUGGCCCCAGAGCUCCGCCCAGCCUCCCAGCCCUGCCUGCACCUCCACCCAGUGGCCAAAGACCAAAGUGACAAGUGGACCAGAGACCUCAGCUAUGGCUGGUCUGGAGGAGAUGGGCCAGCUGGGGGGCAGGAGCCCUGCAGAGGAUCCCAGCUUGCCAGAGUGGGAGUUCCAAUCAGAGGAGCCUGAGGAGUCAGAACCAAGCAAAGGCCAAGACUCACUGACUGACCAGAAGCAGGCCGACUCGCCCGAUCUGCUCAACUUCAAGAAGGGAUGGAUGUCGAUCUUGGACGAGCCUGGAGAGUGGAAGAAGCACUGGUUCGUGCUGACAGAUUCAAGCCUGAAGUACUACAGGGAUUCCACCGCUGAGGAGGCCGACGAGCUGGAUGGCGAGAUCGACCUGCGCUCUUGCACGGACGUCACCGAGUAUGCGGUGCAGCGUAACUACGGCUUCCAGAUCCACACCAAGGACGCUGUCUACACCUUGUCGGCCAUGACCUCGGGGAUCCGGCGAAACUGGAUCGAGGCUCUGAGGAAGACCGUGCGACCCACCUCUGCCCCAGAUGUCACCAAGCUCUCGGACUGCAAUAAGGAGAACACGCUGCACGGCUACAGCACCCAGAAGGGCUCCCUGAAGGCAGGGGAGCAGCGGGGGGGCUCUGAGGUCAUCGGUCGGGGCAGCCUGCGGAAGGCGGACGGGCAGCGGCAGUCCCUGGACUACGUGGAGCUCUCCCCGCUGACUCAGGGCUCCCCGCAACGGGCCCGCACCCCGGCCCGCACUCUCGACCGCCCGGCCAAGCAGGAGGAGCUGGAGCGGGACCUGGCCCAGCGCUCCGAGGAGCGGCGCAAGUGGUUUGAGGCCACGGACAGCCGGCCCCCGGAGACCGCUGGUGGCGAGGGGCCACGCAGGGGCCUGGGUGCCCCCCUGACUGAGGACCAGCAGAGCCGGCUCAGUGAGGAGAUUGAGAAGAAGUGGCAGGAGCUGGAGAAGCUGCCCCUGCGGGAGAACAGGCGGGUGCCUCUCACCGCCCUGCUCAACCAAGGCCGUGGGGAGCGCCGGGGGCCCCCAGGUGACAGCCAUGAGGCCCUGGAGAAGGAGGUCCAGUCUCUUCGCGCCCAGCUGGAGGCAUGGCGUCUUCAGGGAGAGGUUCCUCAGGGUGCACCCAGGUCCCAGGAGGACAGCCACAUCCCCCCGGGCUACAUCUCGCAGGAAGCAUGUGAGCGCAGCCUGGCAGCGAUGGAGUCCUCGCACCAGCAGGUGAUGGAGGAGCUGCAGCGGCACCACGAGCGCGAGCUGCAGCGGCUGCAGCAGGAGAAGGAGUGGCUGCUGGCUGAGGAGACGGCGGCCACGGCCUCAGCCAUCGAGGCCAUGAAGAAGGCCUACCAGGAGGAGCUGAGUCGGGAACUGAGCAAGACACGGAGCCUCCAGCAGGGCCCGGAUGGCCUUCGCAAGCAGCACCAGUCCGACGUGGCGGCGCUGAAGCGGGAGCUGCAGGUGUUGUCGGAGCAGUACUCGCAGAAGUGUCUGGAGAUCGGGGCCCUGACGCGGCAGGCCGAGGAGCGGGAGCACACGCUGCGGCGCUGCCAGCAGGAGGGCCAGGAGCUGCUGCGUCACAACCAGGAGCUGCACGCCCGCCUGUCAGAGGAGAUCGACCGGCUGCGUGGCUUCAUUGCCUCCCAGGGCACGGGGGACGGCUGUGGGCGCGGCAGCGAGCGGAGCUCCUGUGAGCUGGAGGUGUUGCUGCGAGUUAAGGAGAACGAGCUCCAGUACCUAAAGAAGGAGGUGCAGUGUCUCCGGGACGAGCUGCAGAUGCUGCAGAAGGACAAGCGCUUCACCUCGGGGAAGUACCAGGAUGUGUACGUGGAGCUGAACCACAUCAAGACCCGGUCGGAGCGGGAGAUCGAGCAGCUGAAGGAGCACCUGCGCCUCGCUAUGGCUGCCCUGCAGGAGAAGGAGUCCCUGCGCAACAGCCUGGCCGAGUAGAGGUCCUGGUGGCCCCGCCCCACGGCAGACCCUCCCCUGGCCUGAGGGGACCAGUCAGUCGCCCUCCUUCCUGCCGGAUGGACGUCAGAAGCCAAGCUUUGUCCCCACCCUCUGUGGGCCGCACAUGCACUCGUACCCACACACACACACACACACCCCCACACCCACGCAUGUGCGCACACACACACACACACACACACACUCUGCGUAUCUGAGCGCGCCCCUCGCACUGGGUCUUACCUUGCACCUUCUUUGGGAUUUUAUAUGUGAAGAGAUUUUUAUAUAGAUUUUUUCCUUUUUUUUUUUUCCCCAAAACACUUUAUACUUUGAAAAACGCAAUUUCUGGUGGCCCUGUGCCUCCAUGGCUGGCUCCCCUUCUGGCUCUGGCCACCUGCUCGGGCUUCUGGGCCCAUGGCCCUGGCCCGGCGUUCUUGCGGAGGCUGGACAGCGGCCGUGGCAGCGUGGGCUCUGGUAGGAGAGGCAGGGAGCCGGCCACCCUCUUCCUACCCUACCUCCCACUAACUACUUCCUGCCCUGAGGGGACCACGUGGACCUUGGGACUCUGGACAGAGGGCCAGAUGGGCAGAGGGAGCCGGCAGCUGUCCCUAAGGCCUCACCACCUCCUCUGAGGGGUGCUGGCCGGGGAACGGCUGGAGCCGCCCCAUGAAGGCUUCUCUCCUGCCCCAUGAGCCUUCUUAACUUAAUAAAAUGUUCCCGCAG